Molecule: messenger RNA, 570 nt
Organism: Linum trigynum
Lineage: Eukaryota; Viridiplantae; Streptophyta; Magnoliopsida; Malpighiales; Linaceae
Source: the annotation of a GenBank genome assembly
GCAAUUCACCCCAACAAAAAUGAUGCGCGUUGAUAAAAACAGAGCAGUGGUGGUGCUGGUGGUGUUGGCGGCGGUGGUGGCCGGAGUGGACGGCCGGCGGCACAGGGGGAUUUUGGUCGGGGCGUGGAGCGAGGUCAAAGACGUGAGGACCAACAGAGAAAUUCAGGAGCUGGGUCGAUUCUCGGUGGCAGAAUUCAACUUCCAGCAGCAGAAGCAGAGGAUUGUGAAGUAGAGUGGUGGUAGUGAAGAGGAACAGAAGACUGCGGCUGCUUCGUUUGGCGAAGACGAAAACAGAGGCUCUGUUACAGAGCUAGGGCAGCCUGAGGAAGACUCUCCUUCCCAAAAACGACAGCGUAAGUCCCAGUCUGGCUGAGUAUCUACUUGCGGGUUUGCGGGUUGCGUUUCGGUUUUGCGGGUUUCAGUAACCCGAAACCGACACAAUUGAUAUCGGGUUGGACCCGAAAAAACCGAAACCGAGAAUGAAAAAACCGGUUCGGGUUAACCCGGAAACCCGAAACCGGAUUGACAGGCCUAAACUUGGUUCAUUUUGAAUCAAUAGUGAGAAUAUUG